UCCACACGCACGGUCUGACAUCACUUAUUACAAAGGGUGGAGAGAGACCACAUUGAAAUCAGUUCUCUCUGUAGGGGAAGGGAAUCUUUUUUCAGACAGAGGCAGGAGGAGGAAGUGGGCAUCAGCUGUGUCUCACACCGAGACUGCUUUCAGAUAUACAGACGUCUAUUAAACAGAUAGAGAGAGACAGACAGCGAAUCUGCAUCCCUGCAGCAAAGGUCUCGCUUUGAAAGCCAAGUGGAGGAUUUCCAGGUUGGGAGCGGAGAAGUCAGCAUCUUCCCGAGACACAGAGAGAUCUCUUCAUUGGCGUGAAGGAUACGGCAGACAUGGAGGAGUACGAUGCUUUACUGCAGGAGCUCUCUGAAAACAUAACCAACGAGGACCUGGACCAACUCAAAUCCGCGUGCAAAGAAGACAUCCCCAGCGAGAAAAGCGAGGAGAUCACUUCCUGCCAGGACUGGUUCAACUUCCUGGAAAAGCACGACAAGCUGGCAAAAGACAACCUCGCCUACAUUGAACAUAUUUUCGAGAUCUCGCGGAGGCCCGACCUUCUCACCAUGGUCAUUGACUACAGGACCAAAGUACUGAAGAUCUCAGCAGAGGAGGAACUUGAUACAAAACUUACUCGGAUUCCCAGUGCCAAAAAAUACAAAGAUAUUAUAAGGCAGCCAUCGGAAGAAGAAAUCAUCAAGCUAGCUCCUCCACCGAAGAAAGCCUGAGGAAGGCGGCGAUGGCGACUCGACCCUAUCCUGCCUCCGUCGUUGCUCCCCCUGUCCGCCUUGGAUCUCCCACUUUCCUCCUUGCACGAUCCGCAUCAGGAGCGAGGAGCGAGGCGUGGGAUAGAGCCGCUGGAGAUCCGUGUC
Molecule: messenger RNA, 863 nt
Organism: Spea bombifrons (plains spadefoot toad)
Lineage: Eukaryota; Metazoa; Chordata; Amphibia; Anura; Pelobatidae
Gene: PEA15
Product: proliferation and apoptosis adaptor protein 15
Exons: 4
Coding region: 327-719 (130 amino acids)
Biological process (GO): regulation of apoptotic process; MAPK cascade
Molecular function (GO): protein binding
Source: RefSeq, a predicted model, not a curated record